Messenger RNA from Ciona intestinalis (vase tunicate), 823 nucleotides. Lineage: Eukaryota; Metazoa; Chordata; Ascidiacea; Phlebobranchia; Cionidae. The record is from RefSeq and is a predicted model, not a curated record.
CUGAAUAGGCUAUACUUUCAAAUUUAAGUUGGAUUUUUAAGCGAAAGAGUCAGGAUUUUUGCUCGUUAUUUUCAAUAUUGUUUAACAAUGCAGGCGAUCAAGUGUGUUGUGGUUGGAGAUGGAGCUGUUGGUAAAACCUGUUUGCUGAUCAGCUACACAACCAAUGCUUUCCCUGGAGAAUAUAUUCCCACUGUGUUUGAUAACUACUCCGCUAAUGUCAUGGUAGACGGCCGAAUGAUAAACCUAGGACUCUGGGAUACAGCAGGACAGGAGGAUUAUGACAGACUCCGGCCCCUCUCGUACCCACAGACGGAUGUUUUUCUCAUCUGCUUCUCAUUGGUUUCUCCAACCUCGCUUCAAAACGUUGGGGCAAAGUGGUUUCCUGAAAUUUCCCAUCAUGCCCCGGGAACUGCGAUUGUUUUAGUGGGGACCAAGUGUGAUUUACGAGAAGACCCGGAAACACUGAAAGCAUUGGCAGAGAAAAACCUUACUCCUGUUACGACCUCACAAGGUCUACAAAUGGCGAAAGAAUUGAACGCAGUUAAGUUUUUGGAGUGCUCUGCCUUGACACAAAAGGGUGUAAAAGCUGUGUUCGAAGAAGCAAUUCGUGCUGUUAUAUCUCCAACAAAACAGGCUGCAAAGAAAAAGAAGCAGAAGUCUUGUCGACUCUAUUGAAAAAUAUCUUUCAGACCAUCGUUUGCAUUUAAUAUACUGAGAGUUAAUUCAAUUUAAUGUGACACGUGUCUGGCGGAUUUCGCUUUUCCGUUCUUGUUUGUUUGAUUCGACAUGUUGGGUUCUGGAAUAUGAAAAAUUUCUAUUUUAA